AAAAAUUCUUUGAAAAUAUUCUGUUUGGUUUAUGUACUUAGAGCGAAUACUAGCCAUGUUACAUGAAUGAAAUUUCAGCCAAUGCUUUGUCAAUUUAAUUUUUUCUCCCCAAAUUAAUUCGUCUGUGUACUAUCAAUGGAACAAUGACAGUUAGUUCAUCGCUUGGAAAAGGGGAGGGUAAUGCACAGCAGGUGGUUGAUGUGCCUGUGACGGAGGAUUCGACAGCUUCCCACCAAGAGGUUGUAUACGACGUUAUACCACCUCACGAAACCUACGAAGGAUAUCAUCGCUUUGACCCAAAUGCCAAAUGGACCGAAAAAGAAGAGCGCAGAGUAGUUCUGAAGACAGACUUGCUGCUUCUUUCAUGGCUUUGUCUUAUGUUCUUCGGCCUCCAACUUGACCGUGGGAAUAUCUCAAACGCUGUCACAGAUAAUUUGCUCAACGAUUUGCACCUGACGACCAACGAUUACAAUAAUGGCAGCACCAUUCAAUUGAUAUGCUUCCUUGCUGCGGAGUUCCCGGUACAGCUAGCAAUCAAGCGGUUCGGCUUCAGAAAGAUAUUGCCGAUUAUGAUGAUGUUCUGGAGUGUGGUCUCCUGGGCCCAAGCUUGGAUGUCUGGUCGUGCUUCCUUCUACAUCUGUAGAGCCUUAAUCGGUGCCUUUGAGGGCGGCUUUUUUCCCGGCACGGUUCUCUUUGCCACGUACUUCUACAAAUCUAGUGAGCUGUCGUUACGACUGUCAGCGUUCUGGUCAACGCUUAAUAUUGCUCGCAUAAUAUCGUCAUUUUUAGCUGCUGGCAUUCUUCAGAUGCGUGGAGUGGGUGGCAAGGCCGGCUGGUUCUGGCUUUUUCUCAUUGAAGGGCUUGUCACUUUUACAAUUGCCCUGAUAAGUUUUCUGUAUCUUCCCAGCUCUCCAGUCAACACGGAGAGCUUCCUUGUCCGCAGACCCUGGUAUUCGGAGCGUGAAGAGGUCAUUAUGAUAAAUCGUCUGUUACGUGACGACCCAUCCAAAGGCUUGACCCGUCUCCAUGAAAAGGUCACUCUACGGGACAUUAUUAACACAUGGAAAGACAAAUCCAUGUGGGGUCUCUAUUUCAUUGGGCUUGUGGCUUAUAUUCCUCAAAAUCCGGUGCAAGCAUACUUGUCUCUUACAUUGAAGCGAAUCGGGUUCUCGACUUUUGACGCAAACAUGCUGUCGAUUCCUUCCGCCGCUAUUCAAGUUAUCCUCAUGCUUCUUCUUGCCAAGAGCAGCGACUAUUUUACCGAACGGACAUUUCAUUGCUUUUUCGGAGAGCUUUGGUCCCUGCCACUCCUUGUGGCAUUACUCACCCUUCCCAAUGGCGGACAUAACUGGGGCAGAUUCGCCAUCACCACUCUCAUUUCUGGCUAUCCGUAUUUCCACCCCAUUGUGUCAGCAUGGAUAUCGGAAAACACAUUUGAUGUCAAGAAACGCGCCAUUACUGCUGCAACGUACAAUGUCAUUGUACAAGUUGGUGCAAUUGUAGGCUCUCAGAUAUACCGUGCAAAUGACCAGCCGUAUUACAAGACCGGAAACAAGGUGCUUAUAAGCAUAUGCGCUCUGUCUCUAGUAUCAUUCAUUGCCCAACGCGAGUAUCUGCGCCACCUGAACCGCAAGAAAGAGAAGAUAUGGAGUUCGUACACGAGCGAGGAAAAAGACGAAUAUCUAAAUGAUCUUUCGGCGAGAGAAUCAGAAGGUAAUCAACGUCUUGAUUUCCGGUUCAAAUAUUAGCCUUAGAUGGCAACCAACUAUAGAUGCAUCAAAAAAGUAAUAUUUUUAUGGCUGUAUAAUAACAAUCAAUCAAACACAUAAAUAUAUUCAAGGCCUCUUAGCUUUUGGUAGUACAGCUACAGUCAAGAAUUUCAAAGUUGUGCC
Messenger RNA from Xylona heveae TC161, 1892 nucleotides. RefSeq names its product MFS general substrate transporter. Gene Ontology annotation, molecular function: transmembrane transporter activity. The transcript has 7 exons. The record is from RefSeq and is a predicted model, not a curated record. NCBI's taxonomy places the organism in Eukaryota, Fungi, Ascomycota, Xylonomycetes, Xylonales, Xylonaceae. Bases 144 to 1748 code for a protein of 534 amino acids. Gene Ontology annotation, biological process: transmembrane transport. Gene Ontology annotation, cellular component: membrane.